GCGACGUGGUCGAGCGGUAUUCGAAUUGGAACGGGAACGGGAAGAAGAUGCCGCUGCUAUUUACGGGCUUCAACGCAUUUGGCCAGCAUGAAUGUGUAAGCGGCGACGUCGACUGCGCAGCCGGCUUCAGCGAAUUAAAUGCGACUCAGAACCAGUGCACGAUUUCGAUCGGCUGGCGGUAUGCGGCCCUCGCUUUUGGCCGGAAGUUGUGCCUGCGUGGGCUCUUGGAUGAUGGCCCAAAUGAGUGCGUGACCCUGGAGGCAACGGGGGACAUAAGAGCCCUGGCUGCCUGCGAUUCCCACUGCCUGGUGCUACUCCAAAGUGGUCAGCUUUACAGGGUGCAGCCCAAACUGCAGGCGGAACUGGUGGCUGUUAGACUAGAAGCUCCGCCCAGAUCCAAUUCGGGUACAAAGCGCUCUAUCUUUGGGGCUGCCAAGGCGCCCUCGUCGCCGAUCAUAGAGCAUAUUGCGUGUGGAUCGCACAUAAACGUAGCGAUCAGCUCGGAAAACUGCAUCUACAGCAUUCCCAGUUGCCUGCAUCAGUUUUCCGAGCGCCAGUUUCGGGUGAAGCAGCUCCAAUGUGGCCACGAACAUGCCGUGCUCCUCAAUGCCAACGGUGACGUGUUCACCUGGGGAAAUGGACUCCGCGGACAGUUGGGUCUCGCGGAGCUGGGAGUGGAGGAGACGCCGCAACUGCUGGAGGCGCUGGCGGGGAUCAAGAUAACUCAAAUUGCUGCCGGUGGUUGGCACAGUGCGGCCAUAUCCGCCUUCGGAGACCUCUACACCUGGGGCCUCAACAGCAGCGGUCAGCUGGGAAUGCGUGUGAUGAAACCCGGUGGCGUCCUCAAAGAGCCCACUGUAUAUCCGCUGCCCCAAUUGCAAGAUCUGGCCGAAUGUACGUGCCUCCAAGGCGGGGAGGGCAACGAUGAUUGUGCACUGCUGAGGGUGUUCGCUGGAUCUCGUCACACUCUGCUGAUCCGCCGGUGCGGGCGGCUAUGGGUCAGUGGUUGGUGCAAGCACGGUCAACUUGGCAGGCAGCUCCAAAACCUGUCUUAUGUGGAUGCCUUUCAGGCCCUGGAGGGUAUCACGUUGAAUCCGACUGCGGAUGAUGUUCUCUGUGGGCCCUGGUCGACGCUGCUCCAUUUGAAGGCAUCGUUGGAUUGAAAACACAUAGCUUUUAAAGGGGCUUUACUUUUGUAGCAGCUACCAAGUUGAACUCAGCUUGGACACAAACCAGUUUACAUGUCAAUUUACGUGCAUACUUUUCAGCGCGUAGGGUCAUGUAAAAUGUAUUAUAUCAUUUUACUUGUCUCUUAUCUACUUCGUAAAUAGGAAAUAUGCUGUACUUAAA
This is a messenger RNA of Drosophila teissieri, 1350 nucleotides long. RefSeq names its product RCC1 domain-containing protein 1. The transcript is spliced from 4 exons. NCBI's taxonomy places the organism in Eukaryota, Metazoa, Arthropoda, Insecta, Diptera, Drosophilidae. Bases 48 to 1163 code for a protein of 371 amino acids. The record is from RefSeq and is a predicted model, not a curated record.